CUCUCUCUCUAAGAAUCACCUUGGAAAUCUCUCUCUCAUCAGCUCUCUGUCGAUCCCGAAGAAUAGAGAAUUGGAGGAAGAAUGGCGAUAACAGUGCCCAGCAUAUUGAAAGAGAGGAAAUACCCAUUCAUACUGGCAUUCUUCCUUCUACUAAUCUUCGUCACUCUCAUCCUCAUCUCCACCUCACAACAGUCCCCAUUAAUUCCCAUCACCACCACCAAUCUCCCCUUUUCCACCACAUAUCCACCUCCCCCAACUACUGUCAUUUCGUCGAACACUUCCUCUGCACCGAUCACCAAUAAUACCAAUGCCUCAAACAAUACCGACGAUUACGAUGAUAAUAAUCAGGUGGUGGAUGUGGAUUGGGAGCUGUGUACGGGUCCUGGUGUUGUUGAUUACAUACCAUGUUUGGAUAAUUGGAAAGUGAUCAAAUCAUUGCCCUCUCGAAAGCGGAUGGAACACAGGGAGAGGCAUUGCCCUGAACCAACUCCAAGGUGUUUGGUUCCUCUGCCUCAAGGUUAUCAGCUUCCAGUUCCGUGGCCUAAGAGCCGGGAUAUGGUAUGGUACAGUAACGUCCCUCAUCCUAAGCUUGUCGAGUAUAAGAAGGACCAGCGUUGGGUUGUGAAAUCAGAUGAUUAUUUUAUUUUUCCUGGUGGAGGCACACAAUUCAAGAAUGGAGUCAAUUUUUACAUCGAGUCUAUUGAAAAGACAUUACCAGUGAUUGAAUGGGGGAAGAAAACGAGGGUCAUUUUAGACGUUGGGUGUGGAGUUGCUAGCUUUGGUGGUGCUUUGCUGGACAGAAAUGUAAUUACGAUGUCUUUUGCCCCAAAGGAUGAACACGAAGCUCAAAUUCAGUUUGCUCUUGAAAGGGGAAUUCCAGCUACACUCUCAGUCAUCGGUACACAAAGGCUCACUUUUCCCGAUAACUCUUUUGAUAUGAUUCACUGUGCUAGGUGCCGCGUUCACUGGGAUGGAGAUGGUGGAAAGCCUUUGAUGGAACUGAACAGAAUUCUUAGGCCUGGAGGAUAUUUUAUAUGGUCAGCCACACCAGUUUAUAAAGACGAUGAAAAACAUCAGAACGUCUGGAAAUCUAUGGUAGCUCUAUCAGAAUCAAUUUGCUGGAGCAUAGUGGCAAAGACUUACGCUAGCGAUAUGCAUAUUGGGCUAGUUGUUUUCCAAAAGCCCAUCUCAUCUUCCUGUUAUCAGAAUCGAAAAGAGAAUAGUCCACCUCUUUGUGAUCUGUCGAGUAGGCCCAAUAAUCAUUCAUGGUAUGUGCCUCUGGAUAGUUGUCUUGUGCCAAUUGUAGGUGACUCGAACAAAUGGCCAUCACUCUGGCCGGAAAGGCUAAGCGAUAAACCACAAAGCCUCUCUUCCGAGCCAGAUGCCGAAGAAACCUUCAAAGGGGACACCACACACUGGUCUGCACUAGUCUCUGAGGUUUAUAUUGGUGGUCUUGAUAUUAAUUGGUCUAGUGUUCGGAACGUUAUCGAUAUGAAUGCAGGUUAUGGAGGGUUUGGUGCUGCACUGAUUAAUCUACCACUGUGGGUGAUGAAUGUCGUUCCCGUUCACGAACCAGAUACUCUAUCAGUCAUUUUCGAUAGAGGGCUGAUUGGAACUUACCAUGACUGGUGUGAAUCUUUUAAUACAUAUCCUCGAACAUUUGAUCUUCUGCAUUCCAGUUUCCUCUUAGGAAACUUGACCAAGAGAUGCGAUAUAAUUGAAGUAGCUGCAGAGAUGGAUCGGAUAGCGAGACCAGGUGGAUAUCUGCUAGUUCAAGACAGCAUGGAAAUAAUUGCAAAGAUGAAGCCCAUUUUGAAAUCCCUUCACUGGUCCGUAAAUGUACAUCAAGAUCAGUUUCUUGUUGGUAAGAAAGGAUUUUGGCGGCCAGAUAAGUAAACCCGAGCGUCAGAGAAUCCGAUGAUCCCUUAUAUUAUUUUACGAUGUAUAAUCUUUGCCUUCUUCAAUCUUCACGGAAAAUGUUCGUCAUCUUUCAUUGUUUGCAAAUAAUAUAGGUAUUUUUGUGAACUGUUGCGUUUUGGGUUUCUCAGGUAUAUGUAUUCUUUUACAUGAACACAAUUUGAAUCAAACGAGAAUCAUUUUGAUCAUUUUUUAAUUAA
Erythranthe guttata (spotted monkey flower) is the source of this 2117-nucleotide messenger RNA. Its product is annotated as putative methyltransferase PMT23. Gene Ontology annotation, cellular component: endosome; trans-Golgi network; cytoplasm. The record is from RefSeq and is a predicted model, not a curated record. Gene Ontology annotation, molecular function: methyltransferase activity. Lineage: Eukaryota; Viridiplantae; Streptophyta; Magnoliopsida; Lamiales; Phrymaceae.